Molecule: messenger RNA, 772 nt
Organism: Miniopterus natalensis
Lineage: Eukaryota; Metazoa; Chordata; Mammalia; Chiroptera; Miniopteridae
Source: RefSeq, a predicted model, not a curated record
UUGCUCAUGUGCCAACCAGGGCCGGGGAUUGAGCCUGUAUCAGAGGUUGUAGACAAUUUGUGAGAUGGGUGACUUGGAAGAUGACGAUGUCCCCCAGCUUUCUUCCCACGCCUUAACAGCUCUCCAGGAAUUUUAUGCUGAGAAGAAUCAACACACCGACCCAGGUGGGGAUGACAAAUACAGUGUUGGGAGAAUAGAAGAGAACUGGCAAUUGAGCCAGUUUUGGUACAAUCAGGAAACUGCGUUGAGGCUUGCUAAGGAAGCAAUUGCAGUUGCUGGGGAAGGUGGAAGGAUAGCCUGUGUGAGCACCCCCAGUGUUUACCAGAAACUCAGAGAGCUGCACAGAGAAGACGUGGCUGUAUACAUCUUUGAGUACGACAGAAGAUUUGCCAUUUAUGGAGAGGAGUUUAUCUUCUAUGAUUACAAUAAUCCACUGAACUUCCCUGUAAACAUUGUCCCUCAUAGUUUUGACAUUGUCAUAGCAGAUCCCCCCUAUCUUUCUGAGGAAUGUCUCAGGAAAACCUCAGAAACCAUCAAGUACCUGACUCAAGACAAGAUUCUGCUGUGCACAGGUUCAUCUGGUCUGUUCUCUUCAGGCGCCGUCAUGGAGGAAGAGGCAGCAAAACUUCUUGAAGUGAAGAUGUGCAAGUUUAUUCCAAAGCACACCCGGACCUUGGCGAAUGAGUUUCGCUGUUACGUGAAUUAUGACUCUGGGCUAAACUAUGAUGUGUAAAUGCAGACAGUGUAUAAAGCAGGAAAGGACCCUGUGUGA